Nerophis ophidion (straightnose pipefish) is the source of this 4120-nucleotide messenger RNA. RefSeq names its product cathepsin C (gene ctsc). The coding region runs from base 330 to 1700 and encodes 456 amino acids. The record is from RefSeq and is a predicted model, not a curated record. Gene Ontology annotation, cellular component: lysosome. Gene Ontology annotation, molecular function: cysteine-type endopeptidase activity. NCBI's taxonomy places the organism in Eukaryota, Metazoa, Chordata, Actinopteri, Syngnathiformes, Syngnathidae. The transcript has 8 exons.
CUGCCGCCACCAUGGGGUAGAAAAAGUAUGACCAGGAACUCGAUCAAGUAGUACGAAAAUCUACACUUACGAUGUUUAAGCGCGUUUUUAGAUGGUAUAAAUAUACACAUUUGUUAUUCGCUGCUAGUUUGUGGUCUGAUUUAGGAUUGUUGUUAGCCAUUUUCUCAUGCAUGUACCGAUACCCUUCUUGGCUAUUCAUGUUCUUUGUUUAAAAAAACAACAGUUGUACCUUGCCAUGAUUCGUCAGUUUUGGGGGACAAGCGGGACAGAAAGAAGAAGUUGACUUUUUCUUUUUAAACUCCUUGUAAAAAGUUUCCGUGUUAGUAAAGAUGAGGUUGAAUGGCGUCCUGGCGUGUUUGCUGGUGAUGUGUGCUGAUGUGUGCCGGGGGGACACACCAGCCAACUGCACCUAUGAAGACCUGCUGGGGACUUGGAGGUUCCAGCUGUCCGAGGGGGGCCACAAUAAAGACAUCAACUGCUCCUCUGCAGCCACAAGCGAGAACACGAUGGCGGUGACGCUGGAGAAACUUUCCGUGGCCAAAGACGAGUUGGGAAACCUGGGCUUCUUCACUCUGGUUUACAACCAGGGCUUCGAGGUGGUCAUCAACGGCUACAAGUGGUUCGCCUUCUUCAAGUACACUGAAGACGGCGGCGGUCAGGUGACUAGCUACUGUGACCGGACUCUCCCGGGGUGGGUGCACGACGUGCUGGGCAACAACUGGGCCUGUUUUGUUGGCAAGAAAGUGGAGCCAGUGGCCCCGCAACUUGACUACAAACCUGUCACCAGCCCCAGGCUCCUUCACAGGACGUUCACACCCAACCAGGACGUCAUUGAGGCCAUCAACUUGGUCCAGGACUCCUGGAGGGCGGUCUCUUAUCCAGAAUAUAAGACGUACUCGCUGAGAGAGCUGCAUUAUAGAGCAGGAGGUCCCGCCUCCCGCAUUCCUGUGCGCGGCGGUCCUCGCCCUGCGCCGCCUCACCUCGCCAAGCUAGCGGCGGCGCUGCCUCAGCACUGGGACUGGAGGAACGUGAGCGGCGUCAACUUUGUCAGCCCCGUACGAAACCAAGCGUCAUGCGGCAGCUGUUACUCCUUCGCCUCCAUGGGAAUGUUGGAGGCUCGCAUCCGCAUCCAAACCAACAACACCCGCACCCCCGUCCUCAGCCCCCAGCAGGUGGUCUCCUGCUCCGAGUAUUCUCAAGGCUGUGACGGCGGCUUCCCGUACUUGAUGGGAAAGUACGUGCAGGACUUCGGUAUCGUGGAGGAGUCCUGCUUCCCCUACGUGGGCAAGAAGACUCCUUGUGGCGGGCUGCAGAAGUGCGGCCGCACCUACGCGGCGGAGUACAGCUACGUGGGGGGGUUCUAUGGCGGGUGCAGCGAGGCGGCCAUGAUGCUGGAACUGGUCCAAAACGGCCCCAUGGCGGUCUCCUUUGAGGUGUACCCAGACUUCAUGCACUACAAGGAGGGCAUCUACCACCACACGGGCGUCCAGGACCCCUUCAACCCCUUCGAGCUGACCAACCACGCCGUGCUGCUGGUGGGCUACGGCCACUGUCACAUGACCGGCCAGAGCUACUGGCUGGUCAAGAACAGCUGGGGCGCCGGCUGGGGCGAGCGCGGCUACUUCCGCAUCCGCCGGGGAAGCGACGAGUGUUCCAUCGAGAGCAUCGCGGUCGCCGCCAGGCCCAUCCCACAACUCUAGUGGACGCACACGCCUUCAAGGUGCACACUCAACUUUGCUGUCUUGUUUUUUUUAAUCAACAAUGAUUUUAACGGGGAGGAAAUUAUCGUACUUCCGGAUAUAAGCCACACCCACAAAAUUUUAGACGAAAAAAAUAGGCCUCAUCAUAUUGACUACAUAUUGUGAAUUGAGUUAUUUACAAAAAAAUAUUGUGUAAAUGUUUAUUUACAUACUUUCGUUGUUUCCAAAUGGUGUCUGUAACAGGGCAGUAAAACGGCUGAUCAAACAAAACAGAAGUCAUGGUCAUGGACCUACUUGCUCUCCAGUCAGCCAAAAAGACUCGAUAACUCCACAGUGACGUAUAAUAUCACGAUUAAUAUAAAUACAGUCUAUUAUACAGCAUUAUUCACAUGUGAAUAACAUGAAUACAGUUUAGUAUACAUCAUUAUUUACAUGUGAAUAAUAUAAAUACAGUCUAUUAUACAGCAUUAUUCACGUGUGAAAAAUAUAAAUACAGUCUAUUAUACAGCCUUAUUCACAUGUGAAUAAUAUAAAUACAGUCUAUUAUACAGCAUUAUUCACAUGUGAAUAACAUGAAUACAGUUUAGUAUACAUCAUUAUUUACAUGUGAAUAAUAUAAAUACAGUCUAUUAUACAGCAUUAUUCACGUGUGAAAAAUAUAAAUACAGUCUAUUAUACAGCCUUAUUCACAUGUGAAUAAUAUAAAUACAGUCUAUUAUACAGCAUUAUUCACAUGUGAAUAACAUGAAUACAGUUUAGUAUACAUCAUUAUUUACAUGUGAAUAAUACAAAUACUGUCUAUUAUACAGCAUUAUUCACAUGUGAAUAACAUAAAUACAGUCUAUUAUACAGCAUUAUUCACAUGUGAAUAACAUAAAUACAGUCUAUUAUACAGCAUUAUUCACAUGUGAAUAACAUAAAUAGUUUAGUACACAUCAUUAUUUACAUGUGAAUAAUACAAAUACUGUCUAUUAUACAGCAUUAUUCACAUGUGAAUAAUAUAAAUAGUCUAUUAUACAGCAUUAUUCACAUGAAAAAAUAUAAAUACAGUAUAUUAUACAGCAUUAUUCACGUGUGAAUAACAUAAAUACAGUCUAUUAUACUGCAUUAUUCACAUGUGAAUAACAUAAAUACAGUCUAUUAUACAACAUUCACAUGUGAAUAAUAUAAGUACAUUCUAUUAUUUAGCAUUAUUCACAUAUGAAUAACAUAAAUACAGUCUAUUAUACAGCAUUUUUCACAUGUGAAUAACAUAAAUACAGUCUAUUAUACAACAUUCACAUGUGAAUAAUAUAAGUACAUUCUAUUAUACAGCAUUAUUCACAUGUGAAUAAUAUAAAUACAGUCUAUUAUACAGCAUUAUUCACGUGUGAAUAAUAUAAAUACAGUAUAAACUUAAAGUACAUGUACAGUCAAAAGGAACAUAUGCAUUAUACAGUCUGAUGGCUGCCUGUAUGAAAGACUUUAGUAAGAAUUGUUUUAGUUAUAUUGUAAAACUUACAAAUGACAAACGUCGCUGGGAGGGAUGAAUGAAGAAACGCUGUGGACGGCGAGAAGAGGGAACGGAACUUCUACUUCCGGUUGAGAGCUCAGUCCAAACUUGUCUAAAAGAUUACGCCACAGUACAAACAACUUUUUAAUAUUUUUUUUUUUGUUUUAUUUGAACUAUUUGCAUGGAGGCCGUCAGCAAAUAAAAACCCACAUAUCAGCCGCACCGUUUUAUAGGCCGCGGGGUUCAAACGUAGGAAAAAAGUGGAGGCUUAUAGUCCGGAAUUUACAGUACACAUUUUAGAACAAGGGAUUUUUCCAGAAAUGACAAAUGAUGUCAUUUGCUAAAGUUUCUGCAGUAAUAAUCACACUUCUUUGGCGUCUGCUGGUCAGAAUAUUCAUGUUUGUCUCAGGGAAGCACCGCACUCCUUCAAGUGGUAUCCAGCCUAGCAAUAAAGUUGUAUCCAGCCUAGCAAUAAAGUUGUAUCCAGCCUAGCAAUAAAGUUGUAUCCAGCCUAGCAAUAAAGUUGUAUCCAGCCUAGCAAUAAAGUUGUAUCCAGCCUAGCAAUAAAGUGGUAUCCAGCCUAGCAAUAAAGUUGUAUCCAGCCUAGCAAUAAAGUGGUAUCCAGCCUAGCAAUAAAGUGGUAUCCAGCCUAGCAAUAAAGUUGUAUCCAGCCUAGCAAUAAAGUGGUAUCCAGCCUAGCAAUAAAGUGGUAUCCAGCCUAGCAAUAAAGUUGUAUCCAGCCUAGCAAUAAAGUUGUAUCCAGCCUAGCAAUAAAGUUGUAUCCAGCCUAGCAAUAAAGUGGUAUCCAGCCUAGCAAUAAAGUGGUAUCCAGCCUAGCAAUAAAGUUGUAUCCAGCCUAGCAAUAAAGUGGUAUCCAGCCUAGCACUAAAGUUGUAUCCAGCCUAGCAAUAAAGGGAUCUCAAUCAAA